This is a messenger RNA of Notothenia coriiceps (black rockcod), 1142 nucleotides long. RefSeq names its product collagen triple helix repeat-containing protein 1. Lineage: Eukaryota; Metazoa; Chordata; Actinopteri; Perciformes; Nototheniidae. The transcript has 5 exons. The record is from RefSeq and is a predicted model, not a curated record. The coding region runs from base 31 to 801 and encodes 256 amino acids.
UCUCUCAGAGCACACACUGCCUCCCCUUGUAUGAUGUCUCCUCUCAUUGCCCGCCUGCUGCUGCUUGUCUGCUUGGCUUUACCUCUCUAUGGCGUGGAAAAGGUGAGAAAUAGAGGAUACCGAAAGGAUCCUGAUGCUGACAAGUGCGCUGAAAAUGAUGCAGAAAAGCCCAACUGCACUAGACACUCUGGAGAAGAAAGAUCUGCUAAUUUGAACAAAAUGUUUGGCAGUUGCAUGCAGGGUCCAGCAGGCACCUCUGGCAGAGAGGGUAACCCUGGUGCCAACGGCAUCCCGGGAACGCCGGGUAUUCCAGGUCGCGACGGGCCGAAAGGCGAGAAAGGCGAGUGCAUCAACGAGAUCUUUGAAGAGCCCUGGAGGCCCAACUACAAGCAGUGUGCCUGGAAUUCUCUCAAUUAUGGGAUUGACCUGGGUAAAGUAGCUGACUGUACGUUCACCAAGCUGCGUACAGACAGCGCCCUCAGAGUCCUCUUCAGCGGUUCCCUCAGACUCAAGUGUAAGAAUGCAUGCUGCCAGAGGUGGUACUUCACCUUCAAUGGAGCAGAGUGCGCAGGACCCUUGCCCAUAGAGUCCAUCAUCUACUUAGACCAAGGAAGUCCUGAGCUCAACUCAACCAUCAACAUCCACAGAACAUCCUCAGUUGAAGGGUUGUGCGAGGGUGUCAAAGGAGGGCUGGUGGAUGUGGCCGUGUGGGUGGGGACCUGCGACGACUAUCCCAGAGGUGACGCGUCUACAGGGUGGAAUUCAGUAUCCAGGGUUAUCAUUGAGGAGCUGCCCAAAUAAAUGAAAAAGUUACAUGUAAGGGAGGCACCAGUCCUGGUACUGUGACAGUAUGUUAUCUGGCCCUCCAAAACUAUCAGGUAUGGUUUGCUGAGGCGCCACAGCAUCAAUGAUGGUAACUUGAAUGUUUUUUUUUAUUUUCUUAAAAUACCAUACUAGAUGACAGGCCCAUAAAAACGAAUACUGUGUCAUUCUGUCUACCAGAAAUAAACUUUGUACUGUAGCUUUUCAGCUUAUGGGUGCUGUUGUUAAGCGUUCAACGGUCAUUGACAAUAUUUAAACUAUGUACUUAUGUGACAUGUUUAUAUUCAUGUUAAUAAAGUGAUCUUUUUUAAAGAAUUAAA